AUUAGGCUGACAACACUCUGACCUCACGAAAUAAAUUGUGGACCUCCCAUGGAUCCUCUACUCAUUUUCCACUCGACGAAAUCAGUUUCACCAUGAUGAACGCCCCUCUCAAGCACCCCCUGCUCCCUCUCCUUGUGCUGGUCUUGAGUGCCGCAAGUUCCGGUGCUUUUGUUCCAUUGAUGACAAGACAUCUCCAGCAGACAGGGACGUUCAUGACGAUUGUAUCUCCCUUUGAUGAAUCAGCCGAGUCUUCCUCUGAGGAUACGGCUGUUGCUGUUGCUACCAAACCAGAGUCGUCAGGGGAAGGUCCUUUUGAUCUGACCUGGGAAAAUGUGGAGAUGGUACUGGAUGAAAUGAGGCCCUACCUGAUUCAGGAUGGUGGUAAUGUCAUUAUUCAAGAAAUCGAUGGGCCUGUGGUGAGGCUGGAGCUUCAGGGAGCUUGCGGUACUUGUCCAUCUAGUACUCAGACGAUGAAGAUGGGACUGGAAAGAGGGCUGAAGGAGAAAAUCCCAGAAAUUCAAGAGGUCAUCCAAGCCAUGCCAGAAGGACCACCUCUCAAUGAGGAACAAGUGGGUGUCAUUUUGGAUGGGGUUAGACCAUUCCUUCAGGUGGCCGGUGGGUCCAUUGAAUGCAAUAGAUUGGAAGGAGUGGAUGGUCUCCAGCCAGCCAUUUAUCUUGAAAUGAAGGGCAGCAGUGCUUCGCUCAACAGCGUCAAAUUGGAGAUUGCUCAACGAUUGCAAAAACACUUUAUGAUGGCUGGUUUGCGUGUUGAAUGGAUUGGAGACUAAAACACAAAUGUGCCCCAACAAACUGUGGGCUGGAAUUUGCAUCAUCAUGUACACAACAACAAUCUUCCAGUUCGGUUCCAAUAGUACUCAUGGAAGAGGCGUGGAAGAGGAGAUGACGCAAAAUAGCUCCAUACACUGUUGACUGUAAAAUAGCUCGAGGGUGAAGUCUUCGGACUAACAUGUAGCCAUCGAUACCCAGGAUUAAUUGUUAUGUUCAGGAUUCACAACUACAGCAUCAAUCCAUUUUUUUCAGAGACUACUACGACUGCACUUCAGCUUGGCUGGUUUGGUGGGAG
Molecule: messenger RNA, 1084 nt
Organism: Seminavis robusta
Lineage: Eukaryota; Bacillariophyta; Bacillariophyceae; Naviculales; Naviculaceae
Source: the annotation of a GenBank genome assembly